Messenger RNA from Heterotrigona itama, 564 nucleotides. The record is from the annotation of a GenBank genome assembly. NCBI's taxonomy places the organism in Eukaryota, Metazoa, Arthropoda, Insecta, Hymenoptera, Apidae.
AUGAAAAGGAACGACGAAUCCAGUCAACUAGUUACGGUCUACCAGGCAGUGGCCGCGUAUACCGUUCGAGGAAUAGGCUCGUUUCUGCCGACAGAAACACAGGUUGCCCGGAUUCGCCCGAUCGUUCGACGAGAGAGGAUCGGCUCGAGGACGAUCACACUUGACUUGGUCACACUAGAUCUUAAAAUAGGAGCCGAGGCAAGGGAGCGAACAGGAAGUUUGCUCUUUCUCUUCGACAACGGGGAUUUAUAUCGGGGAUAUGCCUCUCUUCAUCGGUGGGAACAGGCUCGAGUGCUUAAAAUUGGAUCUUUUGACUUGUGGCGCGGCGAGGACGCAACAGUAAGUGCACGCAAGUAGCGGCUACGGCUUUUUAUUCCGAACGAAGAUAAGGAAUAAUAACGGAAAAUUUGAAACGACGCGCCAUUUCUGAUACUUUCUUUCGGAAACAACUAUAGGACGAUUGAUUCAAUCAAAUCAUGCGUUUCAAGUCGAAUAUUUUGUUGAAUUAAAAUUACAUAGAAUCGUAUAAUGUCGUCGUCGAUACAAGAUGGUGCUUUACUUUAA